UAAAUACGACCCCACGGAUCGUUUAAAGACAUACUAGAAACCUCAACGUUCCCAGUAACACAUAUCCAAAAUGAAAUUCCUGGUUGUCGCCGUUGCCCUUUUGGCCGUUGCCCACGCCGAUGUGUCCCACCUGUCGGGCUACAACUACGCUCCCGUGAGCAUCCCGCUCCCGGCUCCUCUGCCCGUGAAGGUGGCUCCAGCCCCUGCCCCCGUGAACACCUACAUUCCCCCCGCACCCGCACCAGCUCCCAUCCAGAUCGAGGUUCCCGCUCCGGCACCCGCUCCCGUGGCCAUCCCCGCCCCCGUGAAGGUCGCCCCUGUGGCUCCAGUCAACACCUACAUUCCCCCCGCACCCGUGCACGUUGAGGUUCCCGCCCCAGCCCCUGUUCCAGUGGCCAUCCCCGCUCCCGUGAAGGUUGCCCCCGCUCCCGUCAACACCUACAUUCCUCCCGCACCCGUGAGCAUCCCGGCCCCAGCUCCAGUUCCAGUUUACUCUGCUCCUGCUCCCGCUCCAGUUUACUCUGCUCCCGCUCCCGUCCUGGCUCCCCAGCCCGUUCUUGAGGAGAUCGAGCCCGUGUCCGCCGAUGGCUACCGUUACAAGACCGUCCGCCGUGUGGUCCGUCGCCGUUACUAGAGAGCUAAUCCUUCACUAAUCCCGACCAGGGAGAAGGUUGUUCAAUAAAAACAAAAUAGAAUUUAACGAAAA
Messenger RNA from Drosophila takahashii, 706 nucleotides. Lineage: Eukaryota; Metazoa; Arthropoda; Insecta; Diptera; Drosophilidae. The record is from RefSeq and is a predicted model, not a curated record.